GCGCGGUCGAGCCCGCGACAGUAGAGAGAAGAAUGGAAGUCGUGUGGGUCGAGGACCGAUCGUAUCUGCAGUAGUUGCGACUGUUCAAGGAAUCAACUAAGAAAACAUGGCUGCAGGUUGUUGUGGAACGAAAAAGCAGAAGCUAAACAAUUCAUCAAGUGUUCCUUGCAAUGGUUCGGUGUUACAAAAUGGCACGCAAAUAAGAAACAGUGUAAUAGUGAAGCCUGAGAUGGGGUUCUUUUGCUUCGAUGUUCUUUAUUGCCAGUUACAUCAACUCGACCCUCCAAAACCGCCCAAUUUCAGUAACGAAGCAUUCCCAUUAUUUGUAACCUGGACUAUUGGGAAAGAUAUGAGGUUAAGAGGCUGCAUUGGUACAUUUAAUGCAAUGCAGUUACAUGCUGGACUUAGAGAAUAUGCAACAACCAGUGCAUUUAAAGAUUCACGUUUUAAUCCCAUCACAAGAGAUGAACUACCACGUUUACAUGUAAGUGUUUCAAUUCUAAGACAUUUUGAAGAUGGUGUUGAUUAUUUAGAUUGGGAAGUAGGUGUCCAUGGGAUUCGUAUAGAAUUUCAUAAUGAGAAGGGUAAUAAAAGAACUGCUACUUAUUUACCCGACGUUGCAACAGAACAAGGAUGGGACCAGAUACAAACAAUAGAUUCACUGCUGCAUAAAGGUGGUUAUAAAGGACUAGUCACUCCAGAUAUUAGACGUAGUGUCAAACUAACACGAUAUCAGAGUGAAAAAGUUACUGUAAGCUAUCAGGAUUAUAUGACACAUUGGCAUAGUCGAAGAUGCUAGCAGCUGGCUUGGGGUCCUAGUCAAGGACCCCAAUUGCCACAAAAUUCUGUUGCAAUUCAUUAUAAUGCUAAUACAUCUCAUACUUCCCACGUACUAUAUAAUAGUACUCAAUACAAUUCUUAUAUAGCCAAUCAGGAACAUGGAUUUGUAAUGGCACAACGUAAUCAUCCUGCAUUUAUUCAUCCUCUUCCGAUACCCCCUAUUUCUCCAGUUAUGUUACCUAUAUGGGAUUACUCAUCAUUUUGGUGGGAUCAAUCAAAUUCAUCUUAUCCUCCACCACAUUCUCAUUUUCAUCCUCCUCCUCGCGUUCAUCGUUUUUCAUCACAAGAAUCUGCUGAUCGCGGAAUUCGUAAACGAAAAUGACAUUGGAGGCGACUAUUAUUUGCAAUGUUUCAUUGUUUAAAAUGGUGCCUACUAUACUUUGUAUGUUUCUGCAUACACAGUUUUCCUUUUAUGAUACCACAUAGUCCUCCUUGAGGAUGAUAGCAUUUUGUGUAUGAUGGCACUGUCUUAUUUCUUACAUAUUACAAUUAAUAUCAUUAUUUACUUAAUAAUUGGUAUAAUCGUAAAAUAUAUAUGCAUACUGGAAGAUGCAUUAACUUUUAACUUCAAUAUUUAUAAUUAUUCAUAAAACUAUAUGUUAGAUAUUCGGAUUUUAAAACCUGUACUAUAAUAUAAAUGCCUACUCUCAUGUGCUUUAAUACGUUCAUAAAUUAAGUAACAUGAUUCAGUCCAUAGAAUAAAUAUUUUAAAAUCAACAAAUAGAGAUUAUAUAUAAUGUGCAAUUACUUCUGCCAUCAUACUUAUUGUGUCCAUUUGUAUUUAUGUCUGCAGUAUACGAGUGACAUGAACAACUUUAUAGCACAGUGAUGCUGCCUGCGAUUCACUGCCUGCUUCACAAGGUUUAAUGUACAAAUUCACGCGAAAAUGUUUCUAUUAUUCGUAUAUUAUAAAAUAUAUAGAGUAUCAUUUUUAGAUAAAUACAUAAGUAAAGAGUGAAAAACAUUAGAUUUUCUAUUGAUAAUAUUUCUUCUAAUGAUGUUCUAUUAAUUCAUAUAUAGUACAUGGUUAUUAUUUUCUGUAUAACUUUUGUAUCAUUAUUUAUCAAAAGUUAUAAGAAAUUUGUAUAGAUGAUUCAACUAGUAUGAAUUAGAUAACUAUAUAUUAUAUUCUUUUAAACUACUCGCAUACAAAGGAAGGUAAAAACUUUCUUAUUGUUGUGUUUUUCUCAUGGUUAAUUCGUAAAUAAUAUAUGUGUAAGUACUAAUUUUUAGCUUAUUAAUUUAAAUUUCAUUGUACUGAUGAUAUAAAUACACAAAUUUUGUUCUAUUAGGUGCAAAUGUUUAUUUAAAUUAAAGUUCUCUAAAUUGUAUUAAAGUUUUGAAAAUGAUUUUGAUAUCCUAUUUCAACUUUUUAUAUCAUUCGUACAUUGAAAUUUAAUAAUUGUAGUUAUAUUAUAGUCCAGAGUUUUACUACAGCAAAGGAUAAACACACAUAACUAACAUUACUUAUGAUUAAGUAAGUAGAUAUUUAUCUGGAAAUUAUUGUUAAUUUUACAAAAUUUAAAAGAUAUUGCUAAAAGAUACAGUGUGAUAAAAAUGAUAGAAUGGGACCUCUACUGUAAAUAAGCAAUGGACUGCAUUAUGACUAUUAAAACGCGUUAAUAAUAAUUGUACUAUAGUUAUAGAGGAAAAUGUGAUGAUCUCAUUGCAAUUUUAAUAUUGUGGCUCAUAAAAUACGAGUUACUAUUGCUUUCUGUAACAUAAUUAUUACUUUGUUUUUGUUAAAACAUAUUACUAUAACACGUUAAAAUGAUUCAAUGAAACAUAUAUCUGAUCUAUAGUAAAAUUUGUUCUUCCACGUGUUGACAUUUUUACUUUCUUAUUUACUAACCUUCAUUUAAUUAGUUCUAUAUACUGCCAAAUUUAUUAAUUUUUGCUUUUAUUGUAUCAAAGCUUUUUUUUUUAUCAUAUAUUAAUGAACAAAGAUUUUGUUAACUACAAUUUAACAAUUAUUUUGUUUAAAAUAAUUUCCUUGGAUUAUUAGAUUUUUGGUAUAUUUUCAUUAUUCAUUAAACAUAUACAUCAUUCAGCAUUAUGUGAUGUCCAAUUAACUGCCAGUCAUAUACUUACAAUUAAAUAGUAUCUAGUAUUUGAAAACUAAUUGCAUGUGCUCGAUUUGUGACAAUAGAACAUUUUAAUUCUUUAAUUGAAAAUAAAUGCAUUCAGUGUGAACAAAUUUAAUACUACUUUAUAAAAACAAUUAAGCAAUU
Messenger RNA from Frieseomelitta varia, 3071 nucleotides. Its product is annotated as AMME syndrome candidate gene 1 protein homolog. The transcript is spliced from 4 exons. The record is from RefSeq and is a predicted model, not a curated record. Bases 107 to 799 code for a protein of 230 amino acids. Lineage: Eukaryota; Metazoa; Arthropoda; Insecta; Hymenoptera; Apidae.